Messenger RNA from Arvicola amphibius (Eurasian water vole), 2794 nucleotides. RefSeq names its product cellulose-complementing protein-like. Bases 1006 to 2340 code for a protein of 444 amino acids. Gene Ontology annotation, biological process: virion assembly. The transcript has a single exon. The record is from RefSeq and is a predicted model, not a curated record. Lineage: Eukaryota; Metazoa; Chordata; Mammalia; Rodentia; Cricetidae.
CCCACCCAGUAAUAAUGGCUAGCUGCAGUAACGCCCUUUGCAAGGCAUGGAAUUUUACCGGCACUAUAAGACAGGGAAGUUCAGCCAAAGUUCAGUUCAGAAAAACAAGGGCAAUGGGGGCCAAGCAGGAUAUCUGUGGUUGGCCAUCUGGGCCCUAGCCUGGGGACAGAGACAGUUGGUACCCGAGAUAUGGCUAAGUCAGCACCAACAUCUGGUCACUUGGAAAGUCCCGUAGCUGUUUCCAGACUCCCCCACAACUGUCUCCAGGUUCCCCAGUUGCCUCGAUUUGAACCCCCGCCUCAUUCAAACUAACCAAUCAACGCUGCUUCUCGCUUCUGUACCACGCUUUUGGCUAUAAAUAAACCCCUAGAUCCCCAACUCGGCGCGCCAGUCCUCCGAGAGACUAGGUCGCCCCAGGUACCUGUGUAUCAGAAUAAAGCCUCUUGCUGUUUGCAUCCGAAGAGUGUUCUCGCUGUUCCUUGGGAGGGUCUCCCUAGAUUGAAAGAUAGCCCACCCGUGGGGUCUUUCAUUUGGGGGCUCGUCCGGGAUUUGGAGACCCCUGCCCAGGGACCACCGACUCACCACCGGGAGGUAAGCUGGCCAGCACUCGCUUUAUGUGUAUGUUUGUAGCAUUUCGUCUAUGUUUGCGCCCGCGUCAGGUUCUGUACUAGUUGGCCGACUAGAUCUGUAUCUGGCGGACCCGUGGAGGAACUGACGAGUUCGUACUCCCGACCGCAGCCCUGGGAGACGUCCCGGGGGCAUCUGGGGUCCGAUUCGGGACCCGUCCGUUUUCUGCGAACCCUACCCGGAUCGGACUGUUUGGAGCUCCUCCGCAGUCAGAAGGGUAUGUGGUUCUUCUGGGAGUAGAGAGAUCCGGACUCUCGCUAUCUCCAACUCAGACUUUGCUUUCGGUUUUACGCCGAAGCCGCGCUGCGCGAUUUUGGUGUUUUGUCAUUGGUUUUUUUGUUCCUUUGUCUGGUAUUGUCUGUGUCUGUGUUUGAAAAUAUGGGACAGUCCUUAACUACCCCUUUGAGUCUGACUUUACAGCACUGGAGGGACGUCCAGGACUUUGCGAACAACCAGUCCGUGGAAGUCCGGAAGAGGCGUUGGGUUACUUUCUGUUCAUCUGAAUGGCCCACAUUUAAUGUGGGCUGGCCAAGGGAUGGUACAUUCGACCUUAAUAUUAUCUCGCAGGUCAAAGCCAAAAUGAUGGACCCCGGCCCUCAUGGGCACCCAGACCAGGUGGCCUAUAUCGUGACCUGGGGGGCAAUGGCCUACGAUCCACCACCCUGGAUUAAGCCUUUUGUCCCUCCCAAACCCCCACUUCCUCCAUCUGCUCCCACCUUACCCCCUCCAGUCCCCUCCUCUCCAGCAGGACCCCCAACCCGCUCGUCUCUAUAUCCAACCCUUACUGACCCUUCAAAAACCAAACCUCCCCCUCCGCAGGUCCUGCCCGCAGGAGAUGACUUGCUAAUAGACCUCCUCACGGAGGACCCCCCUCCCUACCGAGAACAGGCCCUCCCGCCUCAGGCAGCAGACUCGACCGAGGGAGGCGAGGGACCUGUCGUGCCACCUCCUGCUGCCCCAUCCCCCAUGGCGGCCCGCUUGAGGGGACGGCGGGACCAACAGUUGGUCGAGGAUUUCACUUCCUCUCAGGCAUUCCCUCUUCGGACCGGAGGAAAUGGCCAACUACAGUACUGGCCAUUUUCCUCCUCCGACUUGUAUAACUGGAAAAAUAAUAAUUCCCCUUUUUCUGAAGACCCAGUCAGGCUGACCGCCUUGAUUGAGUCAGUCUUGAUUACCCACCAGCCCACCUGGGGUGAUUGCCAACAGUUGCUGCAGACCUUGCUGACAUCGGAGGAAAGGCAACGGGUCCUCCUAGAAGCCCGAAAGGCAGUCCGGGGGGCGGAUGGACGCCUCACUCAACUACCUAAUAAAAUAGAUGCCGCCUUUCCCCUUGAACGUCCCAACUGGGACUUCUCCACACAGGAAGGUAGGAAUCACCUAACUCUCUAUCGCCAGUUGCUCAUAGCGGGUCUCCAAGGGGCAGGCCGGCGCCCCACCAAUCUGGCCAAAGUAAAACAGGUAUUACAGGGACCGGGAGAGACUCCCUCAGCAUUCCUAGAACGACUCAAGGAAGCCUAUCGCAGAUACACCCCUUAUGACCCAGAAGAUCCAGGGCAAGAGACUAGCGUAGCUAUGUCUUUUAUUUGGCAAUCUGCCCCGGAUAUUAAGCGCAGACUCAAACGACUAGAAAACUUGAGAGAAAAUUCACUCAGAGACCUAGUCAAAGAGGCAGAAAGGAUCUAUAACAAGAGAGAGACUCCAGAAAAAAGAUAGAAACGUCUGAGAAAGGAGACAGAGGAGAGAGAGGACCGUCGCAGAAAAAAAGCUGAGGAAAAAGAAAAGGAGAGGGACCGUAAGAGACAUAAGGAGAUAAGCAAACUCUUGGACACCGUAGUUUCCAGUCAGAGACAGGGUAGACAGGAAGGAGAUCGAAGGGGGCCCCAAGUGGACAAGGAUCAAUGCGCGUACUGUAAGGAAAAAGGACACUGGGUUAGAGACUGCCCCAAAAGACCAAAGGGGCCCCGAAAGCCACGACCCCAGACCUCCCUCCUGACCUUGGAAGACUAGGGGGGUCAGGGUCAGGAGCCCCCCCCCGAGCCCAGGAUAACCCUUGAUGAUUGGGGGGCAUCCAGUCACCUUCCUGGUGGACACGGGGGCCCAACAUUCUGUGUUGACCCGAAACCCCGGACCGUUGAGCGAUAAGUCCGCUUGGGUCCAGGGGGCUACU